ACGUACUCCACAAAGGUAGUUUGAAACACGUUUAUGGUGUAGCUAUUCGUUCAGUUCAUAAUAGAGUAUUUAUGGUAAUAGUAGAAAUGAGCCUGUUAUUUCCCGUUUACCGUUUGGUCCGCCAGCUAAAGAGAUGUCGAAACUGAUUGAUGAGAACGUUCGUAGGCAUGCAGAGGAGAACAACAUGAAACAAAACAUGAAAGCGGUUUAUGCCCAGUCGCAGGCCACAUCUGCUGGGUUCUAUGCUCAACGUCUAUCCAAGAACAACAAUUACAUUAUACCAGCUCUCCCUCGCCCUGCACCACAAUAGAUUUUGCACCUAAGAAUGCUUGGAGAGACUUUCUGUAGCCCCGUACUUCGAUAGACGCGGCUCCACACAGCUAAUGGCUUCUAUCAGUACCCUCAGAUCCACGUUUUGUGUAUUGUCCCCCACAGUGGCAUUAUGGAACUGGCUACGUGCAUGUUGGAGACCGUAUGCCUUCUUCAUGCCAAUCCCGGCGGGUUAGCAGGAGCCGUCAGAAAACGAU
Messenger RNA from Umbelopsis ramanniana AG, 527 nucleotides. RefSeq lists its product as uncharacterized. Bases 134 to 310 code for a protein of 58 amino acids. The record is from RefSeq and is a predicted model, not a curated record. The transcript has 2 exons. Lineage: Eukaryota; Fungi; Mucoromycota; Umbelopsidomycetes; Umbelopsidales; Umbelopsidaceae.